Zea mays is the source of this 1453-nucleotide messenger RNA. Its product is annotated as ethylene-responsive transcription factor ERF039. Gene Ontology annotation, molecular function: DNA-binding transcription factor activity; DNA binding. Bases 375 to 1061 code for a protein of 228 amino acids. NCBI's taxonomy places the organism in Eukaryota, Viridiplantae, Streptophyta, Magnoliopsida, Poales, Poaceae. The record is from RefSeq and is a predicted model, not a curated record. Gene Ontology annotation, biological process: regulation of DNA-templated transcription. The transcript has a single exon.
CUGUGGACGCCCUCCUUGCUGUCUUAUAGAGUAGUAAUAGAAUUAAGCACGUACUAGAAACGAAGGUCAGGCCCCCCCAUGCAUGGUCAAUCGGCAUUCACCCGGCGCCGCAUUGCUACCCGCAGGGAACAGGGAAGAGUGACGGAGCAGCUACGUUCCUCUUUCCACGUCGUCUCCCUAGCUACACCUCAUCGCCUCAUAAAAACCCCCCGGCCCUCGCUCCGGUAGUCUCAGCUACCUCACCACACCACGCCACUCGGCUCCUCCUCGCACAGUCACACUCCUCCCGGCCGGCAGCAGCUCUCUACUGCCAACCAACCAACUCCACCCCGCAGCAUCAGGAGUACGUACGUAUAGGGACGAGCCAAGGAGCCAUGGCCAUGGACGACUCAUCCUCCGGCUCCGAGCCCACCUCCUCGUCCUCCGCGGAGGCUCCUGCGUCCCCGGGUACCACCGCGUCGUCGUCCUCCGACUCCUCCUCCUCCUCCUCCGCCACGGCGGCCAGCAGCAAGAAGCGCCGGCGCACCACGGACGGGCAGCACCACCCGACGUACCGCGGCGUGCGCAUGCGGGCCUGGGGCAAGUGGGUGUCGGAGAUCCGGGAGCCGCGCAAGAAGUCGCGGAUCUGGCUCGGCACCUUCGCCACGGCCGAGAUGGCGGCGCGCGCGCACGACGUGGCCGCGCUGGCGAUCAAGGGCCGCGCCGCGCACCUCAACUUCCCGGAGCUCGCGGACGAGCUCCCCCGCCCGGCCACCGCCGCGCCCAAGGACGUCCAGGCCGCCGCCGCGCUCGCCGCCGCCGCAGACUUCCCGGCGCCCGCCGCCAAUAAUAAUGCAGCCGGCGCCAGGGACCCCGAUGGCGGCGCCUCGCCGGCGGUGGCACCGCUGGACGACGACGCGCUGUUCGACCUCCUCCCCGACCUGCUCCUCGACCUCAGACACGGGGCCUCCUCGUGCCAGCUCUCGUGCGCGCCGUCGUGGCCGUACGACGACGUGUCCUUCUCCGGCACCGCCGCCGCCGGCGCGUUCCGCCUGGAGGAGCCGCUGCUGUGGGACUAUUGAGUCCGAUAAAAAAAAACACGACGAUCAGGUUAGGCCAUGCGGCUUCGAGCUGCAUCGUACUUAUGUGGCUAUGGACUGUAAAUUGCGGCAGUGGACCACAAGAGAGCGUCGAUGCGAACCAUGCAGCGUUGGACCAGCAGAAAUGGACCCUAAUUAGAGCCAUUUCUUUUCUCCUUUGCGUCUGCUCCUCCAGAUUUAGAAAGCAAACCAUGUAUAUAUAAAAAAAACACUCGUCCCCGCGGGCACGUUCCUUUCGCUGCUCCAGUCUUUGCUUGCAUUGUGGGGCAAGAAUAUGGUGCACGACUAACCGCGCAUCUAGCUCCUUGAGUCCUUUUAUUCUCCGCGCUGUCCAUUGGUUGGGGAUAUAUUAAUAAAAAAAAAACCUUUUAGUA